UCAUCAUCAAACAACAAACACCGCAGCACCGUACUGACAAGCACACAGACACACGGCGCCGAUCAAAUGGAGGAGAGCGGUGGCUGCUGGAGGUGGCAGGUGGAUGAGCGGGCGGCGCUGAUGCGCGUGCCCGCCGGUGCAUCCUUUGCACUGCAUGGCGACUAUACCAUCACCGUGCUUCGUGGCGAGUUUGAUGUCUGUGGCACGGCUCUGAGCCGCGCAUGCGCGCCGCUGGCCAUCUCGGCUGCCUUGACGGCAUCAGCACCAUCCAUACUGUGCACGAGCAAUGCACUGCGCGAGGAAGGCACUGGCGGCGGUGGCCAUGAUGACGCUCAUCACGCGGGCAACAGCGACGAAGACACCGCCAAGCUCGUGCAUCUGUGCCAGCACAUGAUGCAGGAGAUCGAAGCCGGGGCAAGCACGGCCGCACCUCAUCAUGCAGCCAGUGCUCCUCCGUCAACAGCAGCUCCGACACUGACUGAAGCAUCCAGCCAGCAGCAGCAGCAACUACAACAACAGAUGCAGGAGCAACAGCAGGAGCAACAGCAGGAGCAACAGCAGCAGGAGCAGCAGCAGCAACAACACCAACACCAGGUGCAGGGGCAAGCACGAUGGCGCGGUACGGCUGGGUUCGUGGCGGUUGUGCUGGCCAACCCGUCUGACGUCGCUCUGGCGUUUGCGCACAACAACAUCUAUCCGCAGGCGUUCAAAGCCCUCACGAGGGACUCCGUCGCUGUUCAUGCAAACAGCAUCGACGAUGAGGAUGCUGCUCAGGCGCCCCGCCCCAAGGCAAGCAAAAGCAGCACCGCUGCUGAUAAUGACACAGGUGAUGCGACAGCAGGGAGCGCCGUGCAGCCUGGAUCGCAGCUGCUUCCGGGCUUGCUCGUGGCGUCCCACGGUACCAUCAUUGAUGACAAGCUUCGAUCAUUUGCCGACCAGCUGCUGGCGACACGCGGACGUAACCCACCAUCUGUCCUGCUGUGUGGUGCCAAGGGUGCCGGCAAGUCGACCACCCUGCGCUAUCUCGUCAAUCGCCUGCUGUCGCGCUUCCCGCGCGUUGCCUUGCUGGAUGGCGACAUCGGCCAAGCGGAGUGCACGCCCCCGGCCACCAUCAGCCUUGUCAUGAUCACGGAGCCCCUCUUCUCCUCCCCCUUCACCCACAUCAAGACGCCUGCUGUGUCGUUCUAUCUUGGCGACGUGUCCCCGAAAGACUUCCCUCUGCAAUACUCCUCGGCGAUCGCUGGCGCCUUUGAGUUCUACAGGCAGCACUAUGGGGACGCGCCGCUGGUGAUCAACACAAUGGGAUGGGUCAAGGCGCUCGGGCACGUGCUCCUCGGCGAACUUGUUGCCGUCACCCGCCCGAGGCACAUUGUUGAGCUCUUGCUAUCCAAGCCCAUCAAGAACUUGGAUCCACCACUUGAACAAGGCCUGCCACGUACGCCUCUGCGCGACUGCAAUAUUGUCCGGAUUUCGUCGGUGACGGACACUGGCUCUGUUUCGCCAUCAACAACGACACCAGCGGACCUUCGCGGAAUGGCCAUUGCAAGCUACUUCCUGGCGCAAGGCCCACUCGCCAGCCCCUUUCGCUCCCUGCUUGAGCAGCCGACCUACGCCGUCUCGUUUGACCAAGUCGCUGCUGUCCUGUUUGACCCUGUUCCCCCGCAGCACGCGCUGUAUUCGCUCAAUGGUGCACUCGUUGGGCUUUCCAUGGUUCCACCAGCCCAACGCUUGACGCACCUUGCCACGGUGUCGGGCCAUCGCGUCCGCCUCACGUUUGCCAACGACCCCGUCUCCAUCGUCGGCUUUGGCAUCGUCCGCGCGAUUGACACUGAAGCGUCGGGAACGUUCCACAUCAUCACGCCUGUCCCGCCAGCAUGGCUCGAGUCUGUUGUGACGCUCAUCCACGCCCGCCUUUCGCUCCCGCACCCCUUGAUGCAGCAGCAGAUGGCGACCGUGCCGGAGGGCGCGCCUGUGCCAUACAUGUCGGGCGACUUCUCUGGUGCAGCUGUUCAGGGCAGGAAAGCACGCACGACCCGGCAAAAUCUGAGCCGAAAGCGACUGCAAUAGUAAGGGAGGGUGCUUGGCUGCAAGCCGUGCUGAGCUGAGUUGCAGCAAACACCGUCACGUCGUAGGUUCGUGUGUCGUGUGUGUGUGCGUGUUUGGAGUGGAGUAGGGGGAGAGAAGAGAACAGGCUUCGAGUAAAAGAGGCGAACGCGCA
This is a messenger RNA of Salpingoeca rosetta, 2218 nucleotides long. RefSeq lists its product as uncharacterized. Gene Ontology annotation, biological process: cleavage in ITS2 between 5.8S rRNA and LSU-rRNA of tricistronic rRNA transcript (SSU-rRNA, 5.8S rRNA, LSU-rRNA). The record is from RefSeq and is a predicted model, not a curated record. Lineage: Eukaryota; Choanoflagellata; Craspedida; Salpingoecidae. The transcript has 12 exons. Bases 67 to 2067 code for a protein of 666 amino acids. Gene Ontology annotation, molecular function: polynucleotide 5'-hydroxyl-kinase activity. Gene Ontology annotation, cellular component: nucleus.